AUGUGCCUGGUUUACUUCACCACAGAUUUCAGCCUUAAGUAUCCUGAGGAAUGGGGACAUCUGGACCCUACUCAGAGGGAUCGCUAUGGUGAUGUGAUGCUGGAGAAUUAUGGGAACCUGGUUUCACUGGGAUUACCAGUCUCUAAACCUGAUGUCAUCUCCCAGCUCGAGCUGGGAGGAGGGUCAUGGUUACAGCUCAAACUUGUUAUACAUCAGAGACAUCCUACAAAAGAAAGAGUCCAUAAAGGUUUUAUAUACCAUCAGAGAAUACAUGCUGGUGAGAAACCCUAUAAAUGUAAUGAAUGUGGGAAAGCCUUCAAUAGGAACUCACUUCUUACUGAACACUGCAGGAUUCAUACUGGUGAGAAACCUUUUAAAUGUAAUAAAUGUGGGAACGCCUUCAGUUACGUCAAAGGUUAUAGUCACCAUCAGAUAAUUCAUAGUGGAGAGAAACCUUUUGAGUGUAGUGAAUGUGGAAAAGCCUUUAGUCGCCAUUCACUCCUUAUUCAACAUCUGAGAGUCCAUACUAGAGAGAAACCAUUUGAAUGUAAGGAAUGUAGUAAAGCCUUCAGUAGAAGGUCAGUCCUUCAUGAACAUCAAAGAAUUCAUACUGGGGAGAAGCCAUAUGAAUGUAAUGAAUGUGGGCAAGCCUUUGGUUGGAGCUCUACCCUUAUCCAACACCAGAGAAUUCACACUGGAGAGAAACCUUACGCAUGUAAUGAAUGUGGGAAAGCUUUCAAUACCAGAUCAGGCCUUAGUGAACAUCAGAGAAUUCAUACUAUAGAGAAGUCAAGUGAAUGUGAUGAGUGUGGGAAAACCUUUGAUAGGAGAUCAAAACUUACUCAACACCAGAGAAUUCAUGCUGGAGACGAAUCAUGUGAAUGUAACAUUUGUGGGAGAGCCUUUGCUUGGCAUUCACUUCUCAUUCAACACCAGUAUAAUUGCACUCAAGUUAAUUUGGAAAUGUGAUGGAAAUGUAAAGGAGAACUUUAUUGACUGGAGUUCAUAAUAGGUUAAAAUCCCAUAAUAGAAUGUAAACUUUU
This is a messenger RNA of Vombatus ursinus (common wombat), 1043 nucleotides long. RefSeq names its product zinc finger protein 3-like. NCBI's taxonomy places the organism in Eukaryota, Metazoa, Chordata, Mammalia, Diprotodontia, Vombatidae. Gene Ontology annotation, molecular function: DNA-binding transcription repressor activity, RNA polymerase II-specific. The coding region runs from base 1 to 969 and encodes 322 amino acids. The transcript has 5 exons. Gene Ontology annotation, biological process: negative regulation of transcription by RNA polymerase II. The record is from RefSeq and is a predicted model, not a curated record.